CUGAAACUCCAUGUAUUUCGUUCAUGGGAACCCUCUUCCGGAAGGCCUCUCAAAUCGUGUCCGCCGCAGUUGAGCGUUUAGUGGCGGCAAAAUGCAGAUCUUUGUGAAGACACUAACGGGCAAGACUAUCACCCUUGAGGUGGAAGCCAGUGACACUAUCGAAAAUGUCAAGGCCAAAAUCCAAGAUAAGGAAGGCAUUCCACCAGAUCAGCAGCGUCUGAUCUUCGCCGGCAAACAGCUGGAAGAUGGACGAACCCUCUCUGACUACAACAUCCAGAAGGAAUCCACACUCCAUCUUGUGCUGCGUCUCCGUGGUGGUGCCAAAAAGCGUAAGAAGAAGAAUUACACCACUCCAAAGAAGAACAAGCAUAAGAAGAAGAAGGUCAAGCUCGCUGUUCUCAAAUACUACAAGGUUGACGAAAAUGGCAAGAUUUCCCGACUUCGCCGUGAAUGUCCUAAUGAAGACUGCGGUGCUGGUGUUUUCAUGGCAUCACACUUUGAUAGACAGUACUGUGGAAAGUGUUGUCUAACAUACGUCUACAACAAGCCCGAGGACAAGUAAAGACUGUAAAAAUAAUGUAAAUUAAUAAUAAAAAAAUGAGGAAAUCUAA
This is a messenger RNA of Lineus longissimus, 611 nucleotides long. RefSeq names its product ubiquitin-ribosomal protein eS31 fusion protein. The coding region runs from base 92 to 562 and encodes 156 amino acids. NCBI's taxonomy places the organism in Eukaryota, Metazoa, Nemertea, Pilidiophora, Heteronemertea, Lineidae. The record is from RefSeq and is a predicted model, not a curated record. Gene Ontology annotation, biological process: translation; modification-dependent protein catabolic process; protein ubiquitination. The transcript has 5 exons. Gene Ontology annotation, molecular function: structural constituent of ribosome; ubiquitin protein ligase binding; protein tag activity. Gene Ontology annotation, cellular component: cytoplasm; nucleus; ribosome.